Messenger RNA from Phyllostomus hastatus (greater spear-nosed bat), 1891 nucleotides. RefSeq names its product transducin beta like 2 (gene TBL2). The coding region runs from base 46 to 1386 and encodes 446 amino acids. NCBI's taxonomy places the organism in Eukaryota, Metazoa, Chordata, Mammalia, Chiroptera, Phyllostomidae. Gene Ontology annotation, biological process: endoplasmic reticulum unfolded protein response. Gene Ontology annotation, cellular component: endoplasmic reticulum. The record is from RefSeq and is a predicted model, not a curated record. Gene Ontology annotation, molecular function: protein binding. The transcript is spliced from 7 exons.
GGCGCCUGCGUAGCCUGAGGCUGAGGUGGCAGCAGCCAAGCCAACAUGGAACUACCGCAGAUGCCGGAGCUGAUGGGUCUGUCCUUGUUGCUCGGGCUGCUGGCCCUGAUGGCGACGGCGGCGGUAGCGCGAGGGUGGCUACGCGCAGAGGAGGAGAUUAGCAGCCGGUCCGACGGCCAAAAAGCAAAUGGAUUUCCACUUGACAAGUCCUCAAAAUCGAAGAAGCAGAAACAGCAACAGCGUAUUCGCAAGGAGAAGCCUCAGCAACACAACUUCACCCACCGCCUCCUAGCUGCGGCCCUGAAGAGCCACAGUGGGAACAUAUCUUGCAUGGACUUUAGCAGCAAUGGCAAAUACUUGGCCACCUGUGCAGAUGAUCGAACCGUCCGUAUCUGGAGCACAAAGGACUUUCCACAGCGGGAGCACCGCAGCAUGAGAGCCAAUGUAGAGCUGGACCAUGCCACGCUGGUGCGCUUCAGCCCUGACUGCAGAGCCUUCCUUGUCUGGCUGGCCAAUGGAGAAACCCUCCGUGUCUUCAAGAUGAGCAAGCGAGAGGAUGGCGGAUAUACCUUCACAGCCACUCCAGAGGACUUUCCUAAAAAGCACAAGGCACCUGUCAUCAACAUUGGCAUUGCUGAUACUGGAAAGUUCAUCAUGACUGCUUCCAGUGACACGAUUAUCCUCAUUUGGAAUCUGAAAGGUCAGGUGUUAUCUACCAUUAACACCAACCAGAUGAACAAUACACAUGCUGCUAUAUCUCCUUGUAGCAGGUUUGUGGCCUCAUGUGGCUUCACCCCAGAUGUCAAAGUUUGGGAGGUCUGCUUUGGGAAAAAAGGUGAAUUCCAAGAGGUUGUACGAGCCUUUGAACUGAAGGGCCACUCGGCAGCUGUCCACUUCUUUGCCUUCUCCAAUGACUCCCGAAGGAUGGCCUCUGUCUCCAAGGAUGGUACAUGGAAACUGUGGGACACAGAUGUGGAAUACAAGAAGCAGCAGGACCCCUACUUGCUGAGGACAGGUUCCUUCGAAGAGGCAAGCAGCAUGCCAUGUCGCCUGGCACUCUCCCCUGAUGCCCAGGUCUUGGCCUUGGCCAGUGGCAGCAGUAUUCAUCUCUACAACACCCGGCGGGGUGAGAAGGAGGAGUGCUUUGAGCAGGUCCAUGGGGAGUAUAUCACUGACUUGUCCUUUGACAUCACUGGCCGGCUUCUGGCCUCCUGUGGGGACCGGGCAGUGCGGCUGUUCCAUAACACCCCUGGCCACCGAGCAGUGGUAGAGGAAAUGCAGGGCCUCCUGAAGCGGGCCUCCAAUGAGAGCACCCGCCAGAGGCUGCAACAGCAGCUGACCCAGGCCCAGGAAGCCCUGAAGAGCCUGGGUGCCUUGAAGAAAUGACUGUAAGAGGGUGCAGCAGGAAGGAUCUGGCCUGCUGCUGCCACCACUGCUGCUACUUUCCUUCCCAGGUACUCCCCAACUGGAAACCUUUUGAAAGGAGUAUCCUGAUUUUUUUUAAUGGUGACCCCUCCUUUUUUCCAUUGAAUCUGUUCUUACCUACUUAGGUCUUUUGCUUCUUGCUGGUUGUGACUCCUGGCUGGCCUUGACCUCCCAGGGUGUUUUUUCCUCGGCCCAAAGGUUGGAAUCUGUCUUCACUGGGCACUGAGGAAGAGUGGUAAAUAGAGGAGUUGGGGAACAUGGUCUUUGACCUUGUGGCAGCACACCCUGAUACCCAGAGAAGUUUAAAUUGUGGAGGCAAAAUCUAAAGAAUGCUCAAGUAUUAACCAGCAGUGUUGCAGGGGUGGGAGAUUGGGAUAUCUUACACGUACAUAACUGUGGUAUGGGUGAGGAAAAGGCUAGUCUGAAUCCAGGUAAAGUAGAUAACACUAUUAAAAAGUAAGGGAUU